Molecule: messenger RNA, 2327 nt
Organism: Amphiprion ocellaris (clown anemonefish)
Lineage: Eukaryota; Metazoa; Chordata; Actinopteri; Pomacentridae
Gene: pip4p2
Product: phosphatidylinositol-4,5-bisphosphate 4-phosphatase 2
Exons: 8
Coding region: 149-997 (282 amino acids)
Biological process (GO): phosphatidylinositol dephosphorylation
Cellular component (GO): plasma membrane; lysosomal membrane; phagocytic vesicle membrane
Molecular function (GO): phosphatidylinositol-4,5-bisphosphate 4-phosphatase activity
Source: RefSeq, a predicted model, not a curated record
CGCCCCCUCCAGGCUGCCGUCGCCGGGCUGCUGCUGCUGCUGCUGCUGGACCGGAGACCCACAACCAGCGGCCGGCUGCUCCUCCGUGCUGAGGGAAGACUCGGUGCAGCCCAAGGAGCCUCCCGUCGUUCUCUCACCGUUUACCGACAUGGCCUCCGACGGCAUGGACGAGCGCUCUCCGCUGCUGUCGGGCCCCAACUCGGAGAAUGUGACCCCCACGGCUCCCCCGUACCUGCAGGACUCCAGCCCCCGAGCCGAACUACCUCCUCCCUACACAGCCAUCGCCAGCCCCGAUGCCGGCGGUGUGCCUGUCAUCAACUGCCGUGUCUGCCAGUCGCUCAUCCACCUGGAUGGAAAACUGCAUCAGCACGUGGUCAAGUGCACAGUCUGCAAUGAAGCUACGCCUAUCAAGAAUCCCCCAACGGGAAAAAAGUACGUGAGGUGUCCCUGUAACUGCCUGCUAAUCUGUAAAGACACGUCCAGGAGGAUAGGAUGUCCUCGACCAAACUGCAGACGCAUAAUCAACCUGAGCCCGGUGAUGGUGAUCCCCGAGGAGCAGCCCGCCCAGCCGGCUCUGCCCAUCCAGCCUGAGGGGAUGAGGGUGGUCUGCGGUCACUGUGGCAACACCUUCCUAGGCAGUGAGGACGCCAGGUCAUCCCAGCCAAUGUCUGGUCUCCGAAGUGAUGGCUCUCCUCCAGCACAACAACAGUGGAUGGAGCUUCGAUUUAACACGCUAGCCAAGUGUCCCCACUGCAAAAAAAUAUCUUCUGUCGGCAGUGCUCUUCCUAGGAGGCGCUGCUGUGCUUAUAUAACCAUUGGAAUGAUCUGCAUUUUCAUUGGAGUGGGUUUAACAGUUGGUACUCGGGACUUUGCCAGUCGUUACAACGCCACCUACGUGUCCUGGGCGUUCGCCUACCUGCUGGGCCUCAUCUGUCUGAUACGAGCCUGCUACUGGGGGGCCAUCAAAGUCAGCUACCCAGAGAACAGCUUCGCCUAGAGUGGGAACGUCUCGGCAAAGCCCCACACGGCUAGAACGACAAACUCCUCCACUAUUAGUUUUUUUUUUUUUUUCCAUCUCGUUCAGAUUUCAAACCGGUCAUGUUCAGCGAAGUGCAACGUCUGCAGAGUGUCUGGGCAGGAGCGUGUUGAAGAGGUGUUGUUUGAAGAAGUGUAUGCAGGAGCUGUAUCAUGUCGUGUUUGUGUCUGUAAUGUUUGUAACUCGCUGAACACACCUAACUGCCUGUCAAUCAACCCCGUACCGGUCCACAGAGACGCAAAUCCUGCCCAGGGUUUUGCCAAAAUUCUUCAAAAUACAAAAUCAAGAACUUAAAAACACUGAUUUUUCUUGAUGAAUGCCAAAAUUAAUUGAUUUUUUUAAAAAAUGAUUGCUUAGCAAACUGGCUGGAUUUGGUGUUUUUGGACCAGGUUUUCAGAUUUUCAGCAGCUUGACUGACAUCACGGCACCCUCUUGAUUUGUCUUGCUACCGACCAGACCAAAAUAAGACGACCUCCUAUGAACAGUUUGCCCUUUGCACUACGAUUAUAUGCAAUUGUAAGUGUUGUUUUGCUGCUAGUUAAACUCCAGCUACACAAAGCUGCAUAUUCAUACUGUAUUGUAACCAUUUACCUUGCCUGUGUACACUGACAUAGUAUUAUAUGAUUUUAACUCUCAAAAAUGAUCAACUUUUAAAAGAAAUUGUUCUUAAAUGCCCAUGCGUGCCAACUUUGCUGCCCAGUGUUAGUCAAGAAGAUCCACAGGAGUUUGUUGUUGUUGUUAUUUUUUAAAUCAUUAAUUUAAUUUGUGCCAUGCAGCUUUUAUCUCACUACAGCAAUAACCUUCGUCCAUCCUCACUGUUCUUCAAAUGAUCCAAAAAAAAAGCGGUUUCUCCCGUUUGCAUGUUGACUUGUUUCUGUUUCCAUCACUGAGGUGGUGUUUUUUUGUUUCCGUAUCAGAGAGAUAGCUGAAGGGUACGAUGUUUCCCGUCUUUGCUCCUUCUGCCUGUUGAACUAGAAUGUAAACCCUCCUCUCCUUCGCUUAUCUGAUCGCUGCUCUCUGACCUCCAGUGAACUCCGUGCUAGCUAGCAUCGCUAUACGCUGACUCCUGUCUCUUGACCUUGACCAGUGGGCACAGCUCAAACUUCUAACCUUGUUUUGAAUGUGAUGAUGAUGACAACGAUGAUGAAGCAGAAAAUAAUAUGAAAAAAAAUACUUUGUACAUAGUUCAAAUUCAGUACUUGGAAAGGUAAUUAGUGUGAGGUGGAAGAAAAAAGAUGGCUCAUGGGUCUUUUUAAAAAUAAUAAUUUAUCAAUAAAAUGCAAAAACUACC